Messenger RNA from Eucalyptus grandis, 2176 nucleotides. RefSeq lists its product as uncharacterized. The coding region runs from base 291 to 1745 and encodes 484 amino acids. The transcript is spliced from 4 exons. Lineage: Eukaryota; Viridiplantae; Streptophyta; Magnoliopsida; Myrtales; Myrtaceae. The record is from RefSeq and is a predicted model, not a curated record.
ACUUUUUAAGUUGUAGUCACGCCAGUCUUAGCUACUCUUCAAUGUGUGGUCUUGGUUCACCUUCAUCUGGAGAUGCAGAGAGCUGCGAGGGAGGGAGGCGAGAUGACUGUAGUUUUUGUUGAGUUUCCGGAGAGUAAUGGAGGGAAUUUAGAGAUCGCAUCGAAUCGUGCUUAAAUCCGACUGUGCUUCAACCUUCGAGCCUGCUCUUCACUGCGAGGACGCGUCCUGGGUUCGGGGACACGAGGAGGAGAGCGAGUCGCGGAGAGCUUCCUGAAGUCGGGGCGAUAUUCAUGUCGAAUGCCAGUACCAAGGAAGAAUGUCUGGAGAAGAGGCUCUUCGGCCUUCCCCACUCCCACGUCGAUUUCGUGAGGAGAGUCAAAGCUGGAAUGAUCCUGUUCCUCUUCGAAUACGAGCAGAGGGAGCUCCACGGGGUCUUCGAGGCGGCUUCAAAUGGCGAGGUCGACAUUAUCUCCUCUGCUUAUGCUUCAUCGGGGAAGCAGUUCCCUGCUCAGGUCCAAGUUAGCAGAAUUUGGCACUGUCAUCCACUUUCUGAAGGAGAAUUCCGUGGGGCCAUUGAAGGCAACUACUUCAGUGGCCACAAGUUCAAUUUCGGUCUCUCCUAUGAUCAGGUUCACCAGCUUCUUUGUUUGUUUGACUCCAGAAAGAUCGGAGAUUUGAAAGAUACAGUUUUUAAUUCAUGCGCGACAACUGAAUUUGUAGAAAGACGUCCUAUACCUUUGCAUCUUGAUGGAAAAGUAGAAGGCGCUCAUUUGGCAGACACAGAUGCUGAAGUCGAGUCAUCUUACCCGGCCACAGAGUUGCCCGGAUAUUCUGAGAGAUCUCUUCCAGAAGAUUGUUUUUCUCUGGUUUCUGAAACAAUGGACAAGUCAAGCCCUGCCAGAAUCUCGUCUGAUACUCUUAGUCUUGCUUGCUCUUCGCCUUCUCAAACAAGACAGAAAUUGCAUGAAGUUGAAACUCAGUGUGCCGAUGCUUUAGGAAGUCAGUUGAUCCAACUUCAUGGCAUCGCAGAAGAUAAUGCUCGUCCUUGUUUGAAUGCUGACCUUGGUGAUUUCAUACCUUUGUCCUUCCAUGACGAUGUGAACGCGCCAGAAGACGAAGAUGAAGACGAAUCCGUGAUACCUAGUUUAUGGUCAGACGACCUCUGCUUCAAGCCAUACAAUCCAAUUAUUUCGGGUGUUGAUGGUUCUGUGGAUCCAUGUGAACUCCCUACCUUAGAUCCACAAAAAAGUCUGUUCCCUACGAUUGGUGAAUCAUCCUCUGCAAUCAUCCCUUUACGAAUCAUGACAGACCACCAAAUGAAGGAAGAUGACGAUCACUUGAAUUCUCUCUCAGGCAGCCAAGAGAACAGUAUUUCAGAAGACACUGAUAACUUUCCCUGCGUCAAGUGUCUGUAUUCUGACUCGUUACUCCCGAGCGAGAAAGGUAGCGUCUUCUCUCGUUUGACGAAAGGAACCAUACAAGAAAAGCAUGAUCCCGAUGAUGGGGUAACAUCAGUUGAUGACAUUAUGGAAAAGUUGCAACUGAAGCGUGAGGCUUGGAUGAACACGGCAAAAGAUCAAAAUACUGCUCUGAAGUCUGGGGCUGUGAAUAAUUCGAGAAAGAGUGUGUUCAAGCGGCUAGGUUUGCCUUUGGAAACCAGCGGAUCAGAAGGGCAAUGUGUUUGGGAGGUGUCGAUGGGAGGCAGCAAGUGCGCCAGGAAGAAGAGAAAACACGAAGUACUGUGACAGCACCGCACUUCGGAGUUAAAAUAAUGCACAUUAUCACAUGAUUGACUAGAGUAGCUCAGUGGAUACCUGGGCCCCUCAUGGCUGAAUGGAAGAACCAAGAUUAAAUUGUAGUAGGCAAGGAGUGGAACUAAUGGCAUGAGUAGUGGACGGGGUCGAGAUAAUGUCCUGUCCAAUGAAAGUCUGCAAAAAGUACGCCACUGAGUUCAGUGUUUGGUGAAAUCUACCCUGUGUUGGUGAGAGUUUUGCCAAAAAAUACUAAAAGCAUCAUAUAAACUGAAACGGUAGGGCAGACUUAUAAAUAUGAAUACUAUUAGGCCAUUGUGCUAGAGUUUAUGUCAGACAUGUUCCGUAUAUUAUCAUAGCACCGGAAUAUACACAUUUUGGUGAGUGAUAUAAGAAGCAUAAGUAUAUGAUCUCCUCAUUUCAAA